AGAACCACAAAGCGAAAGAUUCUAAAGUUCUUCGAUCUUUUUCAUAAAUUUACCUACGAUAAGGCAUUUGUAUACAUAUAUAGAUCAAGCAAUGUAUAUUCAUACUGUGUCUUGCAAUUUGGAUUGGACACAUGACUUAUGGACAAUUUUAAUUGGAACAAUCAUAGUCGCUAGAGUUUUAUGUGGUUUUACAUCGCACGUGCAUCUUGCAAUUGUAUAAAGUUUGAAUUGGACUUCUCUCAUUCUAACAAAUUAAAUAUACAUCAGGUAAAUUGACAUAUUUCAAUAUGAAACCAACACUUGUAGCUGAUGAAAUGUUCCCUGAAGGAGCUGGGCCUUACGUUGAAUUAGAUGAGGUUGGUGGUAGUAGGUUAUUAGUAGAUCUUACAGCGAGUGAGAAAGCUGUCCAUGCAGAUUUUUUCAAUGAUUUUGAUGACUUAUUCGAUGAUGAUGAUUUGGAGUAAAGCGUUCCUAUAGAAAUGAACUAUGCAUUGCUUUUGCAGACUGUAAUUAACUUAGCAUUAAAGCAGAAAAUUUCUGGUUCUCAUAAAUCCAUGUGAAAUAUUAUGUAAUCAACCAUAUGUUAUCACUUACAUUCAGCAGAAAUAUAGUAUUAGAUUAAAUAAUAUUUUAAUAUAAUAUAUUAAUAAAUAAAAAGAUUUACUAAAAGCUUUUUUAUCAAUUUAUAGCUGAUUGUACAAUUUGCUGACUUUUUAGUGCUGUGUUUAAUUUAAUUGAUAGUGCUAGCUUUACAUAUUCCAUAUUACAAAUAGUAUUAAAAUAUUUAUAAACUAUAUAUAACAAGAUUGAUAAUUAUCACCAAUAUUUUUUAAUAUAUUGGCAAAAACAAAAGCAUACUUAAGGUAAAAAAAUCAUGCAACAGUUGUAAAGUUAUUUUUCUCUGCUGAAUGCAGCCAUCAAAUUUAUCACGUUUAUAUUUAUAUAUAUAUAUAAUAGAGAUAUGAAAAAUGUUUCAUUUUUAAGUUUGCUGUAUAAAACUACUGCAAACUCUUA
Messenger RNA from Cataglyphis hispanica, 1014 nucleotides. RefSeq names its product COP9 signalosome complex subunit 9. NCBI's taxonomy places the organism in Eukaryota, Metazoa, Arthropoda, Insecta, Hymenoptera, Formicidae. The transcript has 3 exons. Bases 288 to 464 code for a protein of 58 amino acids. The record is from RefSeq and is a predicted model, not a curated record. Gene Ontology annotation, biological process: negative regulation of protein neddylation.